Messenger RNA from Durotheca rogersii, 1663 nucleotides. RefSeq lists its product as uncharacterized. The record is from RefSeq and is a predicted model, not a curated record. Bases 551 to 1558 code for a protein of 335 amino acids. The transcript is spliced from 4 exons. Lineage: Eukaryota; Fungi; Ascomycota; Sordariomycetes; Xylariales; Xylariaceae.
UUUCCCCAAACUGCCCACUACCUAAUCUAAUGUAAGGUCGGCACCCACAAUAUUAAAGGAUGUGUUUUAUCGAUGCAUGCAUAAGUUUUAUAGCUCUGAUCCAAUCUGAUGAAAUCGGUUAAGAACACUCCUACCUCUUCUGUCGUAUCGUGAAGAAGAUACGAUGUAGGUCCAGAAACAGGCAGUUAACUACGCUUUGCGCUGGCAUGGAGACUAUCAUCGAUAUCAACCAGCGCGCGGAUAUGGACUUUACCUUCUUCAGCACCGUCGUCUCGCCUCGAUAAUGGUGACACUGGGCUUAGCGCCGCUUGUCCCCACGCAAACUCGUCUGAAUGGCAGCAAGAAUCUGCUAAUUUGAUGAUCAGGAGUGGGCACCAGGGGACAGGAAAGCGUGACAUCCCAGCGAGCUGAAAGCAUCUCCUUGGCAACAGGCAAGGGCCUCUUUAAAACGUCUUCCACCCGCGACGUCUUCUCGUCUACUAGUUCCUGAGGACUUUCCCGAUGACACGGCUCGCCUUUGGUGUCUUGACAUCAAAGCCCCCCCGAGACCAUGAGACGCUCGCUGCUCUCUUUCCUGCUGCUGCCCGGGAUCCUCGCGGCCUCAGCUUCGAAGCUUGUUUUCCUUCCCAUCGCCACCCAGACUGAAGAUGGCGUGUAUGCGAAUGCGUAUCAGCCAGUUCCGACCGCCGCCCCGGAACUCUACGCGUCGACAGAGUUGUUAAAGCGCCAGGACUUCUACAUGGACCACGAUACCUGCGGAUUCGGCGCAAUCGACCCCGGGUUGACGUAUAGAUGUUACUCUAGCGUUGGGACUUGCGAAAACAUCGGCAGCUUUAGAGGCUGCUGUACGAGCGGCUUGAGCCAAUGUUCUUCUACCUUCUGGACCCAGUGUGAUGAUUACGAUCUCACAAGUCUCUGCGGCCUGAGUUCGAAAACCCGUUGCUGCCACUCUGCGCUGCCGUACUGCAUUACUUGGCUGUUCUCUACAAGCGACUCUACUGUUACCGCGCUAGAUUGCGAUACCCAAAGCAGGACCCGAGUUUUCGAGCUGUUGGCUACGCCGUUGAGCUUGCUAUCUAAUACCUCAUCAUCGACGACAAACAACGUUACCACGCCGUCUUCGACAUUGGAAAUCACAUCCCAACCCUCUACAACGGCAAAUGAUCCGGCUGUUACUUCCUCUUCGGAACCGGCGACGACUUCUCCUGAGGCCGUCGAAUCCAGCAACUCGGGGGCGCCCAUCGGGGCUAUCGUUGGGGGCGUGGUGGGCGGUAUUGCAGGAAUUGGUUUGGUAGCUCUGGGCAUCUUUUGCCUGCUGAAGAGGAAUAGGCGGGGAGGCUCUCCGUCUAGCGGAGCGUUACAAUCACCGCCACCGCCUCCUCCCGGGCCGCAGGAACUAGCCGGGUCCGGAUACGCAAGCGUUCAUGCACCUCCCCAGGCAUACCAUACUCCUAGUGCCCAAUCCAAGUAUCAUACGCCAAUGGUGGAAACCCCCUUUGUCGAGGCGCCAAAUACGCCGGCAAUUGGAACUGGCUAUAACAGGGCAGAGUUGGGUUGAUACGACAACAGGUUCUAUGGCAAGAUAUCGCCUGUACGAAUUAGCUAGCUGCCCAUAAGAAGGAAAUAGGCAAAAAUGAUGACUCUCAAAGCGGAAUGAUUGGCU